This is a messenger RNA of Mobula hypostoma (lesser devil ray), 2115 nucleotides long. Its product is annotated as zinc finger and BTB domain-containing protein 39-like. Lineage: Eukaryota; Metazoa; Chordata; Chondrichthyes; Myliobatiformes; Myliobatidae. Gene Ontology annotation, cellular component: nucleus. The transcript has a single exon. The coding region runs from base 1 to 2115 and encodes 704 amino acids. The record is from RefSeq and is a predicted model, not a curated record. Gene Ontology annotation, molecular function: DNA-binding transcription factor activity, RNA polymerase II-specific; protein binding. Gene Ontology annotation, biological process: regulation of transcription by RNA polymerase II.
AUGGGUAUGAGAAUUAAAUUACACUGCGGUGACCACCCAAAUAAUCUUCUUAAGGAACUCAAUAAGUUUAGGCUCUCAGAAAUCAUGUGUGAUGUUAUCAUUGUGGUUGGCAAUAGAAUGUUUUCAGCACAUAAGUCAGUGUUGGCAUGUGCCGCCAGUUAUUUCCAGAACCUCUUUCUGAAUUCGGAAGUUAACUCUGUAAGAACCUAUGUGGUAGACUUUAUUACACCAGCAAAUUUUGAAAGGAUCUUGAAUUUUAUCUACACAGCAGAGCUUUUUACAGAUCUCAUCAAUGUUGGUGUAAUCUAUGAGAUGGCAGAGAAGCUGGGAAUGCAUGAUCUCCUGAAGGCCUGUUACUGUACAUUCCCUGACCUGGAGAAAACUGAUAUCAGCAAAGUGACAGAACAGUCAACUGAAGAGUAUGUACUUUUCACUGGGACUUCAAAUGAACAAAAUCCCCGUGGGGGAUACUUGAGUACAAGAGGGUCACAGUUUUGUCAUGAUAAAGGUUAUAUCAUGCAAAUUGAAAUGGGACAGAGUUUCAGAAGUGGAGAAAGAAACCUUGCCAGUCAAAGUAGUUCACACAUCCCUGUGAUACACCAACAGUCAACAAAAACUGAUGAUAACUUAUUGAUGGAAUACAGCCAGUCCACAUCUACUGAUAGUGUUUCACUAACCUCAAAUAAAGGCCCUUGUGAACUGUUUGAGAUACAAAAUAAUGAAUAUUAUGAAACCAGUUUAUUGAGCAGUGGUGAAUCUAGUGCUGGAAACAAUGUCGACCUCCAAGAUCAUUCAAUGAAGAAAACGGAGUGUAUGCAGUUUGAGGGUAUUGAACCCGAUGACCUUAAUUUUGAUGUGCACCAGGAGAAUAGAGGUCCUUCUGAAGAAAUAAUAGAGCUCACAGAUGACAGUGAAGAUGACAGUCUUGUCUGUAUUAAGGACAGCAACAGUGAAGGAAAGAGCAUGCCAUGCCAGGUGUGUGGAAAGGAGUUACCGGCUAACAUAGGAUUGAUUCGACAACAUGGCAAACUGCACAUUGAUGCAAAGGAGGGGUUGUGCAAAGUGUGUGGCACGAAGUUCACUGACAGAAGCUCUCGAAUCAUCCAUGUUUUAUCUCACAUUGGAAUCUUCCUCUUCUCGUGUGAUAUGUGUGAAAUGAAGUUUGUAACACAGUGGCAAGUGGCUGGACAUAGGAAAGCAAAACCAUAUGAUACUAAUAUUAUUGUCCACCUCAACUCCAUGCCACCAGCUGAACCCAAUUUUGGGGGCUCUCCAGCAGAACUUUUCUGUGCAGUCUGUGGAAAGGCCUUGGCUAAAGACUACCUUGCUGUGAAAGAGCACAUUCUUUUUCACCUUGACAUGAAAAGUCUUUCUUGUUGUGUGUGUGAGCAACCAUUGAGAUCUGUUUGUAGCCUAAUGUGGCAUGUAUUGUCCCAUAUGAACAUAUCUAUUUUUUCUUGUUCAGUGUGUGGUAAUAGCUUUAUGGAUCGAACAGUUCUAGAUCAACACUUGGCCUCGCACCAGAGUGUGGAGUAUUUAUUUGAAUGUAAUUUGUGUGGCAGAAAGUUUCAAUUAGAAGCCUCUUAUCAAAACCAUGUGAAGAUCCACAAGAGGUACAGCUCAGACAGCACAAAGGGUCAUCAUGGUCAACACCAGUGGCUCAAAAAAACCUUAACAACAUCACCCUCAGAUGAAUCCACUAGUGAUGGACAUGGACCUGCUCUACAGCAAGAGAUUCCUCUCACCCUUGCUUUAAACCAGGGCAAGGUCAUUUCCAAAGGGAACUGGUAUGAAUGUGAGUUUUGUAGGAAGAGGUUUUCCCAUUCUAGUGAGUUUCAGUAUCACCUACGAAUUCACUCGGGAGAGAAGCCCUAUGAAUGCAAGCUGUGCCACAAGUUCUUCAGAGGGCGAUCAACUGUAAAAAACCAUCUAAAGACGCAUUCUGGUGCCCUCAUGUAUUGCUGCACUGUUUGCCAGAGAUACUGUCCCACUUUGAACCUCAUGAUUAAACAUGUGGAGAUGCACAAAGAUGGAGGACUACCUCCUGACUUCAAUAUUGCUCAGACUUUUAUGUACAUUGUGCAUUCCAAACAGUCAGUAAAAAUGAUGGACUAA